Prionailurus viverrinus (fishing cat) is the source of this 1846-nucleotide messenger RNA. RefSeq names its product leucine rich repeat containing 18 (gene LRRC18). Gene Ontology annotation, molecular function: protein binding. The coding region runs from base 683 to 1468 and encodes 261 amino acids. NCBI's taxonomy places the organism in Eukaryota, Metazoa, Chordata, Mammalia, Carnivora, Felidae. The record is from RefSeq and is a predicted model, not a curated record. The transcript is spliced from 4 exons.
UCUGUGAGCCUGCCACCUAUCCUAGUUCUGGAAGACAGGCCGCCUCGAAGGCUGCAAACACGGGCAGAGCCCAGGCUGGAGACAGUGAGGGUCACCACCUUGAAAAGGACAUGUGGUGAACCUUCCUGAGGCAGUGGAGUUACAAGGAUGUGGAGUUAGUACGGCCAAGCUUGCUCGUCUUGCUACUGUAUUGUGUAAGUUUGACAGGGGGUUGGGGUGGGGAGCAGGAAGAAGGAAACAAAAGGUACUUAUUAUAGUUCAGGAACUAAGAGACAGCCUCUGUCAUUUUCCAUUUCACAAAGUGUUCUAGAAUUUUACCGGUGGUCUUUUGUGACAUUGCCACCAGGUGGAAUGGUGUGCAGAAGACAAAGGCAUGUCAGUGUCCCAUUUCUCAUUUCAUCGGCUAUGAGCUCCAAGGAAGAUCCAUCAUUUCACUGCCAUCAGCAAAGGACCCAUUACCCGUGGUGCCAAGACACCUAACCAAAGGCUGGCCUCAAGAUUAUGCUAAUUAACUCCAGGUCCUGGGUCUCCUGUUGCCUGGUGACAAAGUUUCACAGUUGAGGAGGAGGAACUGGCAUGAACAGGAGCAUAUCUUCUAGCAGUUUCUUGUGACUUUUCCCUCAAACCGAUCACCAACCAAUCAGAACAACACACUCCAAACAUACACCCUUACUAAAAGAACAUGGCCAAGGGCGGGAAAGGCACCAAGGGCAAGAAGAUUACCCUUAAUGUGGCCAAGAAUUGUGUCAAAAUUACAUUUGAUGGGAAAAAACGCCUUGACUUGAGCAAGAUGGGAAUUACCACCUUCCCCAAGUGCAUCCUGAGACUGAAUGAUGUGGAUGAGCUCGACCUUAGCCGGAAUAUGAUCAGAAAGAUCCCUGACUCAAUCUCCAAGUUCCAGAACCUGCGGUGGCUGGACCUGCACAGCAACUACAUCGACAAGCUCCCUGAGUCCAUCGGCCAGAUGGCUUCUCUGCUCUACCUCAAUGUCAGCAACAACAGGCUGACCACCAAUGGGCUGCCUGUAGAACUCAAUCAGCUCAAGAAUAUCCGCACUGUGAACUUGGGUUUGAACCAUCUGGAGAGUGUGCCCACCACGCUGGGUGCUCUGAAGGAGCUCCAUGAAGUGGGCCUACAUGACAACAUGCUGAGCACCAUCCCCAAAAGUAUCUCCAAACUCCCCAAGCUCAAAAAGCUCAACACAAAGCGAAAUCCCUUUCCCAAGACAGAGGAGUCAGAUACAUUCAUAGAUUCCAUCAGGAGGCUGGAAAGCUUGCAUCUGGUGGAGGAGAAGGAUCUGUGUACGACUUGCCUGAGAAAAUGCCAACAGGCCCGGGACAAGCUGAAUAAAAUCAAGACUAUGGCCGCAGCAACACCAAGAAGGGCCAUCUUUUCUAACCUGGUCUCACCCAACUCCAUGGCCAAGGAUUCACAGGAAGAUUGGAGGAUCCGAUCAACAUCUCCCUAGAAUAGCUUUAUGGCAAACCCUUGAAGACUAAUCAGCCAACAAGAACAAACGACUCUGAAGAAGAAAAGCCCUCGGUUAGGAGAAGAAAGAGUGGUAAGGGAAACAUUCUGGAAGCCAGGCUGUCUGGUGCUGGCCAAGAUACUGACUCGCUUCUUAAAUUCACUUUGCCUCUCUUUGAUUUAGACCAUCUGUGUAUGAAAAUGACUUUGGGAAAUACUUAGUGUAUUUUUUUAUGCAUAUAGAGGAAAUGUAUAAAAAAUGAUAGAUAUAAAUUAUAGAAAAUUAAAGUUUUAAAAGAAGACUUUAAGACUUAAAAGACUUAUGGUCUCUACACUUUUUUUGAACUAGUAAAACUCUCUAUGCUAAUCGCCUGUGGUA